Molecule: messenger RNA, 2127 nt
Organism: Eleginops maclovinus (Patagonian blennie)
Lineage: Eukaryota; Metazoa; Chordata; Actinopteri; Perciformes; Eleginopidae
Product: hepatic and glial cell adhesion molecule-like
Exons: 7
Coding region: 124-1209 (361 amino acids)
Source: RefSeq, a predicted model, not a curated record
UGUCCUGUUCACAGUGAGAACAGCAUGUUCUGAUUCGCAGCAGAGGCUGAAAGAAGGACUGUGUUCUCCGUCAGUCACAGAUCAUGCUGCUGCGCUGUCAGGAAAACAAAGCCUGAGAGCAAGAUGAAGGCAGAGACGGAGGCUCCUGCAAAACCCAAAAUCAUUCCCCGGAUUUUAUUGCUCCUGUGUCUCAGUUCCUACAACUCAGGUGGGGUGUUGGCAGUAAAUAUGACCAUCCCUAACACCCUCAUUAGAGGAACCGUAGGGGGGGAGGCCGUGCUGUCUGUCUGCUACAACAGCUUCAGUCUGGAUCUGCCGGUCAUCAAGUGGCAGCUGAAGAGGGAAAAGUCCAUCACUGUGGUCCAGUCGAUAGGAACCGACAUCAUUGGGACGCUGAGGCCGGAGUAUCGAGACAGAAUCCUGGUGUUUGAGAACGGGACUCUGCUUCUCCACAACCUCCGACUCUCCGACAACGGCACGUACGAUGUGGAGAUCUCCAUCACGGACGACACCUUCACGGGAGAGGGCAGCAUCACGCUGACUGUGGAUGAGAUUAUAUCCAGGCCCUUCAUCCACAUGGAGACUACAUCGGUACUGGAGCUCUGUGAAAACGUCGUCCUAAACUGCUCCCAUGAUAACGGCACCAAGACUGCAUACAGGUGGUUCAAAGGUGGGAAGCAGCUGACCAACAUGACGAGGUUCGUGUUGUCUCCGGAUCAGAAACUCCUGACCAUCAUGCGAGUGUUGAUGGCAGACGAUGAUGUCUACAGCUGUAUGGUGGAGAAUCCUGUCGGCAAUAUGACGAGCCUGCCCAUCAGACUGACUGUCUAUAGAAGGAGUUCCCUCUACAUCAUCCUGUCCACUGGGGGCAUCUUCCUCCUCAUCACGUUGGUAACAAUAUGUGCAUGCUGGACGCCUUCCAAAAAGCAAAGGCACCACCCAGCUGGAAAUCCUCUCUACAGAUAUAAUGACUACUCUGAUCACUUAGCAAUCAAUCACACAGAUGAUUUGCUUCCAAAAAGGACGGAGCGUAAUGGAAUAAAUGCUGUCACGUCGCUCUACGUCCUGCAGCAAAAGGAGCCCUCCCUCGAUGACUCCUCCAGCAACAGUAUUGGAUCUCCUGAAUCUGAAAACCCUCCAUGCUACACCAGUACCCCGAAAUUGAACGGAUCUCUUACACCUGCCUGCUCGUCUGUCAGGUUUACCUGAAAGCCUGUCAGUUUCAACUCUUCACACAAGAGCAAGUUUCCUUCGGUAUACUUUCCUGACUCCAAAUGGCAUCUUCUUGCAAAUCUGCCCAGACCUCGGAAGGACCUCAAAACCAUUUUCUGAGGUUUCACUGUAAUGUGAUAUGAGAGGUGCAAGGUAAAAGCUCCUCUCAGUAAAUACCCCACUGGUGGAUUUUAAAACGCCGUUGUUUCUUUACAGCCUUUUGUUGGCUUUUUACUUCAGAAAUCCGAAAGUGGGGUUAAUAUGUGGAGGUUAUCCUGCUGAGUAAAAUGUGGAAGUAUCAAAAACGCCGCGGAGAUUAUUUUCUACUAUAAACCAAUAGAAAAAUCCAUUGGUUUUCAGUCGAGGGAACCAGGGAGAUGCUAACCAACACAAAUAUGUCAUUUUGCAAGUUGUUUUUUUUAUCAAAAGUACACUGUAACUUAAAACUGAGAUGCUUUUAAAGUGUGAAGCACAUCCUGAAGAGCAGGAAUAAGGCAGUGUGACAUCAGACACACGACUUUAAAUCUCGUUUUUGGGUUUACCACUAACCGCUGUUGUCGUUGGUCUGCAACAAACUGAAAUGGGGCAGUAGGAUGCAACUGUUCAGAUGAAGAUACUUUUCUUACGCUUGAUUGUCCAUGGUUUGUUGUUACGUUAAACAAUACAUGUAUCUAAACUUGGUUAAAUAAGAAUCAUACUCAGAAAUGUAGAAUUUUUUAAUCUUUGACUCUGUUUUGUGUGAUACUUUCUGUACUGUCGAUGGAAUGACAUACAGCGGUGACUUAGUAAUAUUUUGUGAAAUAAUGUAAAUUACUAUUGAAUUAUACUAGAUGAUUAAAUAGAAUAUUAUUGAAAAUAAAGAACAAAGCCACGUUGGUUCACUUUUAUACAAAUUUAAAUAAAAUGUGAGAUAUA